AUGAUCUAACAACAUCAAUCCAAGAAACUUAAGUCAAUAGUAAUGUGCAAGAUUUUUAUACUAGUUUGUAUGACGGGAACCAUCAAUUAGUAUGGCUGCUAUAAGCUAACAGAGGCGGAUGACUAAAAAAUAUCACAGAUUGCAAGAGUAUUAAGUGGCUAUGAUGAUAAUCACACGCCAUAAGAAGCUAUCAAAAGUACUAUAAUGAAUCAAAUAGGUUGCCUAAAAAAUGGUCUUGAAUUAGAUUCAUACAUAGAAAAUCUAAUCGAAAAUUUGGCUUGGGAAAUUGAAAUAGAAAGUUUAUCUUUACCUUCUUAAGAUUCUUACCCCAUAUCUAAUGGAUUUGGCAAUUAAGUUGACAGCUUCAUUUAAUCUUAACUCAAUAGUAAUGGAUCUAGAAAUAAUCACUGA
Messenger RNA from Stylonychia lemnae, 411 nucleotides. Lineage: Eukaryota; Ciliophora; Spirotrichea; Sporadotrichida; Oxytrichidae. The record is from the annotation of a GenBank genome assembly.